AAGCACCCCACACGGCAAGGCCCCGGUGAACCCUCAGACACCGACCAUCUCCCGGCUCGCGUCAUCCACUGUCCAAUCCUCGCCGCACUACAGCACCACCCGGCGGCACUCGCUCUAUGGCGUCGAGGACCGCAUCGUCAUCGACCCUGGCUCACGCGUAUGGAAAGUGGGCUUCAGCGGCGAGGGACGACCGCGCGAUGUCUUCUACGGGAUGGGGGCGCCGGAACCGGCGCUUUGGACGCUUGACCGCGGCGCAGAUGACGCGGAGGAGUUCGAGAAAGAGCGCAUGUUGGAGAUCAGGCUGGAGACAAGCUUGAGACGCGUGUUUCACGACUCGUUGUUGACAGAUCCAAAGGCGAGGAAAGUUAUCAUUGUCGAGCACCCGUUGCUGCCGCUCUAUAUCAAAGAUAUGAUUGCUCGAAUCUUGUUCGAGAACCUACAAGUUCCUUCUUUGUCUUUUGCUUCGAGCCACCUGCUAUCCCUGUUUGCAGUCGGUCGAAUAACAGGGCUCGUGCUAGAUUGCGGUCACCUAGAGUCUGUUGCUUUGCCAGUCUUCGCAGCCAGACCAAUGCAUUCUCUCCUCCGAGCGACCCCGCUUGCAGGAGCGCGCCUCACCGCCCACCUGCGGGCGCUAUUACUUCUGUUCGGCACAUAUCUACCUCCGCCAACAUCUCUGAGCGGAGCCGCCAACAUUCCAAGCGCCAGCCGGGCUACCCGUGUUCCGCAAGAAGUCUUGACUGACGCAGUCAUUGAAGAGAUCAAGAGCCGGUGUUGUUUUGUCGGCUCGUCCCUGGGACCAUCGACGGAUGCGCAUGAAAGAGACGCGACGCCUGGGCCAGGGGACGAUUUUUCCGAGGCGGAGAUGCCACCCAGUGACUCUACGCAUUCGGAGUCUGAUUUCUCACUCGCUGGGAGAGAAAGCUCUGUAUCGCACGAGUCAUCAGAGUUCUCGAUGGUCUCUUCGAAUGUGCGCGGGGGUGCGUCACGAGGCGGCCAGCACACGGAAGGACAUCUGCAGGGCCUCGCAACACUGUAUCAGCGGCAUUCGACCGCGACCGAGCUGCACAUGAGUGUUGUGCCGCCCGCUUCGCAGCAGAAUGGGACUGGGCGCGGUACCUUAGUCAUUCCAGGAUGGAUACGUGAGCGGACGGCGGAAGUGCUUUUCGAAGGAGGGGACGUUGACGAGCGCAGCCUUGCGGAGUUGGUCCUGGACUCGUUACUGAAGGUGAGUUCGCUCAGUCGAAUGGUGAUCCCACUCAUAGAUGAGUAGGUCCCUGUUGACCUGCGUAAAACCCUGGCUUCGUCAAUCCUGGUUGUGGGAGGGACAGCGAUGCUCCCUGGCUUCAUACAGCGACUUCACGAGGAGCUCAUCCGAGCUGUCUCGCCCUCGCCUGUGCUGCCCAGGCCAGGGGGCAAAUCAGGCCGCCCCCCACCACCGGGAUACGAUCCGUAUGCGCCGUUGAGGCCUCUGCUCCCUUACUUUGCCAUCCUCAACGACCCCAAUCCGCCGCCCCCCACGACAUCCAGAGCGAAAGGGAAUGCCGGGAAGGCACCCGCGUUUACUCCUGCGACGAUGGCUUGGAUCGGUGGAUCAUUAGCCGGCGCGCUGAAGACGGGCGGCGUCGAAGUGAAUCGCGAGCAGUGGGACAUCGCACGGGAUGACGACAGGCAUCCGGACGCGAUGGACAUCGAUCGCCCGCAGAUCGUCUUACCCGACUGGACGAGAUCGCCUCUGCCCGUGGGGGCGCCUCCUGCCCGAGCCGUUCAAGAGCCUACGACUCCUCAAGUAGCGAUCACAGCAUGACAUCCAUUACAUUGCAUUCGAAUUGCAGGGUCCGUUCUGUCUGAAA
Mycena citricolor is the source of this 1850-nucleotide messenger RNA. The record is from the annotation of a GenBank genome assembly. Lineage: Eukaryota; Fungi; Basidiomycota; Agaricomycetes; Agaricales; Mycenaceae.